AUGUCGGGGACAGAAUUAAAUUCUAAUCUAAAUUCUGUAUCAGAGAAAACUGUGCUUUCAUCAUUAGCAGGUGUUCAAUCCAAUGUUUUACCUAAACACCAAGCCAAUGUAGACUCAUCAGUAGAUAGUAACUUAGAUUUAUCAGGUCUAUCAGAAGCUGAUAGUAUUUAUCAUCAACCAUUAAAAUCUGUUGAUAGACCCUCAGCAUCCAGAUUAGCUAAGCGCUUGUAUGCCCUUGAUGGAUUUAGAAAAUCUGAUGUUUCAAGACAUCUAUUUAAAAAAAAUGAGUUCAGUAACUUGGUAGCUGAAGAAUAUCUUAAAAAUUUUGAAUUUACUGGUGAUACCUUAGAUGUUUCUCUGAGAAAAUUUUUGAAACAAUUCUGUUUAACUGGUGAGACACAAGAAAGAGAAAGAGUUUUAGCUCAUUUCUCUCAUCGUUAUAUGGAAUGUAAUCCUGGAACAUUUAAUUCUGAAGAUGCUUGUCAUACUCUUACAUGUGCAAUGAUGCUUUUGAAUACUGAUCUCCAUGGCCAGACUGUUGGAAGGAAGAUGACUUGUUCUGAGUUUAUAGAAAAUUUAGCUGAUCUAAAUGAUGGUGAAAAUUUUCCUAAAGAUAUACUUAAAACAGUAUUUAAUUCUAUUAAAGGUGAACAAUUAGAAUGGGCUAUGGUCUCCGUCCCUCAACAGUUUAUUGGACAAAAUCCAUUCCUUGAUGUGCCUGAUCCAAGUAAAACCAUAGAAUAUAAAAAAGGUUAUGUGAUGAGAAAAUGUUGUAUGGAUGCUGAUGGAAGGAGAACUGGUCUAGGUAAAAGAAGUUGGAAGAUGUUUUAUGCUGUAUUAAGGGACCUAAUAUUAUAUCUAUAUAAGGAUGAACAUCAAUAUAAGAAGGGCAAUUUAGUUGAAGUUGCAAGCAAUGCUAUAAGAGUACAUCAUUGUUUAGUAACCAAGGCCACUGACUAUACUAAGAAACAACAUGUUUUCCGAUUACAAUCCGCAGAAUGGGCUGAAUUUUUAUUUCAAACCAGUAAUAGUAAAGAAUUACAGGAAUGGAUGGAUACACUUAAUUUUGUGGCUGCAGCAUUUUCUGCAGAACCUCUUCCAGGAGCUCUUGGGUCCAAAACUGGUUUCCAGCGUCCUCUGCUCCCUGUAUCUUAUACCAGAAAAACUUUAAGGGAACAAUUUAAAAAUCAUGAAGAAAAGGUUGAAAGCUUGGAACAGGAACUACAUCAGCAUCGUGCUGGAGCACCAGAGAAAGGGGCCAAAUCAAGGGACAUACAGGACUACCUCGCUAAGGAAACAUAUUUAGAUUUUGAAUUAAAACGGUAUAAAACAUAUGUUCUAUUAUUACAAAGUAAAAUAACAGCAUUGCCUGAAAUGGAAUCCUCUCUGGUAGAAACUACUAUUGGUGAAGAUGAUGAAGUGACUUCCACUACUCAGUUUAAUUCCCCUACCAAUAAACCUGUACAGCGUAGUCUGUCUGAUAGGUACAGUUAUAGAGCAGCUAUAUAUCAAACUGAUCCUCGCGUUGACUACGAUCUAGUGUGAUACUCUCUCAUUUCAUAUAGAUUGGCUUGGCAAUUCUCUCUAUCACUUCUUGCAUGGGUUGUGGC
Lottia gigantea (owl limpet) is the source of this 1610-nucleotide messenger RNA. RefSeq lists its product as hypothetical. The record is from RefSeq and is a predicted model, not a curated record. NCBI's taxonomy places the organism in Eukaryota, Metazoa, Mollusca, Gastropoda, Lottiidae. The coding region runs from base 1 to 1545 and encodes 514 amino acids. The transcript is spliced from 10 exons. Gene Ontology annotation, molecular function: guanyl-nucleotide exchange factor activity; protein binding; phospholipid binding. Gene Ontology annotation, biological process: regulation of ARF protein signal transduction.